AUGUCGGAGACUGCUCCAGUUGCUCCUGCUGCGCCCGCACCUGCGGAGAAGACACCUGUUAAGAAGAAGGCAAAGAAAACGGGCGCAGCUGCGGGAAAGCGCAAGGCGUCCGGGCCCCCGGUGUCCGAGCUCAUCACCAAGGCUGUCGCCGCCUCCAAGGAGCGCAGCGGCGUGUCCCUGGCCGCGCUCAAGAAGGCGCUGGCGGCCGCGGGCUACGACGUGGAGAAGAACAACAGCCGCAUCAAGCUCGGCCUCAAGAGCCUGGUGAGCAAGGGCACCCUGGUGCAGACCAAGGGCACCGGCGCCUCGGGCUCCUUCAAGCUCAACAAGAAGGCGGCCUCCGGCGACGCCAAGCCCAAGGCCAAGAAGGCGGGCGCGGCCAAGCCCAAGAAGCCCGCGGGGGCGGCUAAGAAGCCCAAGAAGGCCACCGGAGCGGCCACCCCGAAGAAGAGUGCCAAGAAGACCCCGAAGAAGGCCAAGAAGCCGGCGGCGGCUGCUGGGGCCAAGAAAGUAGCCAAGAGCCCCAAGAAGGUAAAGGCGGCCAAGCCGAAGAAGGCGACCAAGAGCCCGUCCAAGGCCAAAGCCCCUAAGCCCAAGGCCGCCAAGCCCAAGUCGGCCAAGCCCAAAGCCACAAAGGCCAAGAAGGCGGCGCCCAAGAGGAAGUAA
This is a messenger RNA of Condylura cristata (star-nosed mole), 666 nucleotides long. Its product is annotated as histone H1.3. Lineage: Eukaryota; Metazoa; Chordata; Mammalia; Eulipotyphla; Talpidae. The transcript has a single exon. Gene Ontology annotation, molecular function: structural constituent of chromatin; DNA binding. The record is from RefSeq and is a predicted model, not a curated record. Gene Ontology annotation, biological process: nucleosome assembly. The coding region runs from base 1 to 666 and encodes 221 amino acids. Gene Ontology annotation, cellular component: nucleosome.